AUGGGGAAUUUAUCCGAAGAGGGAAACGCUACUUCUUCUGCGACAUUUAAUAUAACGACAGUGACUAUUAUUUUUGGCUCUUUUAACAUUCUUCUUUCCAUCACGGCAUUUCUGGGGAACGCUCUGAUCCUGAUUGCUCUCCGUAACGUAAGUUCUCUUUAUCCACCGACGAAACUGUUCUUUCAAUGCCUGGCAAUGACUGAUUUUGGCGUUGGUCUUACUUUGCAGCCAUUCUAUGCCAUCCAAGUCUUAUACUCUGCGAUAAACGUCAACUGGGAUAUCUUUCUUUUUUUCCGGUAUAAGUUGGGCUUUGUCAAUUUGUCUUUGUCGAGUUUCCCUGUUCACAAAGACUGCUCUAAGUGUGGACAGACUUCUCGCCCUUUUAUUGAGGCUAAGGUAAAAGCACGUCGUAACACUAAAGCGAGUUCGUGUAGUUAUUUUCUGCUUUUGUUUAAUUUCUGUUUUGUGCAGAUUCAUGUUCUUGUUCUGGGAUAG
Messenger RNA from Porites lobata, 495 nucleotides. The record is from the annotation of a GenBank genome assembly. Lineage: Eukaryota; Metazoa; Cnidaria; Anthozoa; Scleractinia; Poritidae.